This is a messenger RNA of Peromyscus eremicus (cactus mouse), 1344 nucleotides long. RefSeq names its product dopamine receptor D3 (gene Drd3). The record is from RefSeq and is a predicted model, not a curated record. Gene Ontology annotation, cellular component: plasma membrane. Gene Ontology annotation, molecular function: G protein-coupled receptor activity; dopamine neurotransmitter receptor activity, coupled via Gi/Go. Bases 1 to 1344 code for a protein of 447 amino acids. Lineage: Eukaryota; Metazoa; Chordata; Mammalia; Rodentia; Cricetidae. The transcript is spliced from 7 exons. Gene Ontology annotation, biological process: adenylate cyclase-inhibiting dopamine receptor signaling pathway; adenylate cyclase-activating adrenergic receptor signaling pathway.
AUGGCACCUCUGAGCCAAAUAAGCAACCACAUCAACUCCACCUGUGGAGCAGAGAACUCCACGGGUGUCGGCCGGGCCCGCCCACAUGCCUACUAUGCCCUGUCCUACUGUGCACUCAUCCUAGCUAUCAUCUUCGGCAAUGCCCUGGUAUGUGCCGCUGUGCUGAGGGAGCGUGCCCUACAGACCACCACCAACUACCUAGUGGUGAGCCUGGCUGUUGCGGACCUGCUGGUGGCCACGUUGGUGAUGCCGUGGGUGGUGUACCUGGAGGUGACAGGUGGAGUCUGGAAUUUCAGCCGCAUUUGCUGUGAUGUUUUUGUCACCCUGGAUGUCAUGAUGUGUACAGCCAGCAUCCUGAACCUCUGUGCCAUCAGCAUAGACAGGUACACAGCGGUGGUCAUGCCAGUUCACUAUCAGCAUGGCACCGGGCAGAGCUCCUGUCGGCGUGUGGCACUCAUGAUUACAGCUGUGUGGGUGCUGGCCUUUGCUGUGUCCUGCCCUCUGCUCUUUGGUUUCAACACAACAGGGGACCCCAACAUCUGCUCCAUUUCCAACCCUGACUUCGUCAUCUACUCUUCAGUGGUGUCCUUCUACGUUCCCUUCGGGGUGACUGUCCUGGUCUAUGCCAGGAUCUACAUGGUGCUGAGACAAAGGAGACGGAAACGGAUCCUCACUCGCCAGAACAGCCAGUGCAUCAGCAUCCGACCUGGAUUCCCGCAGCAGCCUUCCUGUCUGCGGCUGCAUCCCAUUCGGCAGUUUUCAAUAAGGGCCAGGUUUCUGUCAGAUGCCACGGGACAAAUGGAGCACAUAGAAGACAAACAAUAUCCCCAGAAAUGCCAGGAUCCUCUCUUGUCACACCUGCAGCCUCUCCCUCCUGGCCAGACUCAUGGGGAGCUGAAGCGUUACUACAGCAUCUGCCAAGACACGGCCCUGAGGGACCCAGGCUUCCAAGAAGGAGGAGGAGGGAUGCAUGGGGCAGAGAGGACUCGGAACUCCUUGAGCCCCACCCUGGGGCCCAAGCUCAGCUUAGAGGUUCGAAAACUCAGCAACGGCAGGUUAUCCACAUCCCUGAAGCUGGGGCCCCUACAGCCCAGGGGAGUGCCACUUCGAGAGAAGAAGGCCACCCAGAUGGUGGUCAUUGUGCUUGGAGCCUUCAUUGUCUGCUGGCUGCCCUUCUUCCUGACUCAUGUUCUUAAUACUCAUUGCCAAGCAUGCCAUGUAUCCCCAGAGCUCUACAGAGCCACAACAUGGCUAGGCUAUGUGAACAGUGCCCUUAACCCUGUGAUCUACACCACCUUCAAUGUGGAGUUCCGCAAAGCCUUCCUCAAGAUCCUGUCCUGCUGA